Messenger RNA from Gymnogyps californianus (California condor), 2829 nucleotides. It is a transcript of the gene PANK1, whose product is annotated as pantothenate kinase 1. The transcript has 7 exons. Gene Ontology annotation, cellular component: nucleus; cytosol. Gene Ontology annotation, biological process: coenzyme A biosynthetic process. Lineage: Eukaryota; Metazoa; Chordata; Aves; Accipitriformes; Cathartidae. Bases 1 to 1350 code for a protein of 449 amino acids. Gene Ontology annotation, molecular function: pantothenate kinase activity; ATP binding. The record is from RefSeq and is a predicted model, not a curated record.
AUGGGCGAGCAGCUCCGCGCCCAGUCCGCCGCCCCGGCGGGGCCGCCGCCGCCGCCCGCCGCCGCUUCCUGCUCGCUGCUCGGCGGGCUGCUGCAGAACGGCUUCCACCCCUCGAGCCAGCCGCUGAGCAACGGCGGCUGCGGGGAGGCGCCGCACCCGCUGCUGCUCCGCCCGGAGCUGCCGCCGCUCAGCCACGGCUCCCCGGCCAAGAAAUGCAGGCUGCGCCGGAGGAUGGACUCGGGCCGGCGGCACAGGCCACCGUUUCCAUGGUUUGGAAUGGAUAUCGGUGGAACGUUGGUUAAACUGGUCUACUUUGAACCUAAGGACAUUACUGUAGAAGAGGAACAGGAGGAGGUGGAAAACCUGAAAAGCAUUAGGAAAUACUUGACCUCCAAUACAGCCUAUGGUAAAACUGGCAUUCGCGAUGUCCAUCUUGAACUGAAAAAUUUGACUAUGUGUGGACGCAAAGGAAACCUGCACUUCAUCCGCUUUCCCAGCUGUGCCAUGCAUAGGUUCAUACAGAUGGGUAGUGAAAAGAACUUCUCCAGUUUGCACACUACGCUCUGUGCCACGGGAGGUGGAGCUUACAAGUUUGAGGAGGACUUUAGAACGAUUGCUGAUCUACAACUCCAUAAACUGGAUGAAUUGGACUGUUUGAUCCAGGGCCUCCUUUAUGUUGAUUCUGUUGGUUUCAAUGGCCAACCAGAGUGCUAUUAUUUUGAAAACCCUACAGAUCCUGAACAGUGCCAGAAAAAGCCUUACUGCCUUGAUAAUCCAUAUCCUAUGCUGCUGGUUAACAUAGGCUCAGGGGUCAGCAUCCUAGCUGUGUAUUCUAAGGACAACUAUAAGAGAGUCACAGGAUCCAGUCUUGGAGGAGGAACGUUCCUGGGCCUGUGCUGUCUGCUGACUGGCUGUGAAACGUUUGAAGAAGCACUAGAAAUGGCUGCAAAAGGAGACAGCACCAAUGUGGAUAAGCUGGUGAAAGAUAUCUAUGGAGGAGACUAUGAGCGGUUUGGCCUUCAAGGGUCUGCUGUAGCCUCAAGCUUUGGUCAUAUGAUGAGUAAAGAAAAGAGAGAUUCCAUCAGUAAAGAGGACUUGGCCAGAGCUACUUUGGUCACCAUCACCAACAACAUAGGCUCUAUUGCUCGCAUGUGUGCAUUGAAUGAGAACAUCGACAAGGUGGUAUUUGUUGGCAACUUUCUCAGAAUUAAUAUGAUUUCUAUGAAGGUGCUAGCAUAUGCUAUGGAUUAUUGGUCCAAGGGACAGCUGAAAGCUCUGUUUUUGGAACAUGAGGGUUAUUUUGGAGCUGUUGGGGCUCUUCUAGAAUUGCUUAAAAUGACAGAUGAUUAGUGAUGAAGCUGUCUGAAGAGAUUCCUACUGCAGAUGCUGCUGGAUAAGAGUGAAAGCCACUACAAGGAUGGAAAUGAAGCCAUUAUGGUAGUUCUACCUGCUGGAUUUGUAAAUAAUUUAAAAUCCUUUUAGCUGAUCUUUAACUUCUGGGUUUUGAGCUUAUACUUCAGAAUUCAUACUGGGAAUAACGAGAUCUUUUUUUUCUGUACACUGUAUUUUUUAGGGGAAAAAUGUGCAAAGUGGCCAAACAUACAGAUUUUAUGGAUUUAUUUUAAAAAGUGGAUACGGUUUAAUGUAGGACCUGUGAUAUGAGGCAUCUGCUUUUCUUCUGGGGUUUACUGAUUAGUGUGGUAAUUUUAACUUCAUUUAGUAAUCACUCUAGGAGAUUUUUUAUCUUAUUUUCAUGACGUUUCAUGAUUUGUUCUUGGUUUCAAAUGAAACUACAAAGCUGAUGCAUUUUACUGUGAAAACUAGUCACUGAUUUUUUUGCCUUUCCUUUCCUCAUUAGAUGAGACACUUUUUUAUUUAACAUCCCCCUGUCCCGUCCCGUCCCCCCCCAAAAAAAAAAAAAUUUACAAGCUUUCUGUGACUACAUAGGUUUCUUGGCAAGACUGCGAGAAAACUUGGCAGGGGCAGGGGGUUUAAGAUUGUAAUUUUUCAGUAGUCAUGACUUGCAACAGGAACAGACUGGUAACUGGUUUUGCAGGACUAAUUUUCCUCUAUAUUAAAAAUUUUAAACAAGAUGUGAACUAAAAUUUUAAUUAUUGGUUUGACACUAAAAUGAAAUCCUGUUUCUGUUGAAAAUCUCUGAUCUAUAUGAAGAGUUUUGUAGUACAGAUGUUAUUUAUAUGGUACAUACUUGGCAUUAGAUGACAAAAGGAAGAGAUUUGUUUUCAUUUAUUUGAAGACUUCUCUGUAGUCUGCAAUUUUUAACUUGUUCUUAAUCGAAAACAACUGAUAACUGCGUUAUUUCAAAGCCCAGUUUCUAAAAUUAGAAAAUACUAACGUAUUUUCUGGUUUUAAGCUAAUGUUAACUUUCCCUCCAGGACACUAAGAUUUGAGUGUUUAUUCCAAUACAGUAUUCUCUACCUUUUUGGAUUUGUGGACCUCUCUAGAUUUGUUUUUUUUCCCCCAGUUGAAUUGAGACCCCUUUGAAAUUUAUGUAUGUAGGUUGCUGCGUAGCAUGUUUUCAUAAACACCAUGAGGGCUGACAAAUCAGAGGCUGAAAACCAGUCCAUAAAUUAUUUUGUCUUGCAAAACUGUAUUUGAUGUCACAUAAUGUAAAGGGCUCAUCAGAGGGACAGUAUAAAAUUCAGACACAUGUAUUAUCCAAUAUAUUUUUGGAAGGGGGUUUAUUUCACUUUUGUAAUAGUCAUUAAUUUCCAUAUCUCCCAAGUGUUGAAAUAAAUUCAUAUUAACUGAAGUGUUAACUUGUCUGAUGGAAAUAAAGACCACUACUGUUUUGACGGUUUUAAUGUA